Molecule: messenger RNA, 1329 nt
Organism: Chaetura pelagica (chimney swift)
Lineage: Eukaryota; Metazoa; Chordata; Aves; Apodiformes; Apodidae
Gene: SPMIP4
Product: chromosome unknown open reading frame, human C7orf31
Cellular component (GO): centrosome
Source: RefSeq, a predicted model, not a curated record
AUGGCUCUCAUUCGGUGUGAAUUACAGCUACUGAACAGUAACAUUUCUUACCUUUCUCUAGAGACAGAGAGGGGAAGUUUUCAAAGAAAAUAUGGGGUAAUUGCACUACCUGUACUUCCAGAAGACAACAGGGCAACAUACAAGUCCCCAUGCACAACUGUUAAAGGACAUCAGCUUUAUUGUAGUGGUGCAGACCCUUGGUCAAGAGACCUUCCCACUGAGCAAUAUUAUGAUGUCACCCAGCUGACAAAAAGUGAUGUGCAUACAAACGAGGAACUGCUUCAUAAACCACUAAGUACCAUCCCAAGACCACUGUGCCUACCAUUUCCCACCCCCCAUCCCUACCAGACACAUAUCUCUAGGUACACCAUGAUCCCAAACUUCAGAUCACCUGAGGAUCAAGACACUGGGAUUGAUGCAAGCACACAGCCUUUCCAUCCCAAUACCCCUACCAAAGCUUUUGAUGUGAUUGUUCCAAGGAAGACCAUAGGUAAUCCACUCAGGCAUGAAGCUGUUAGUAUUCUUUCCAACUCCCAGAAGGCAGCUGCACACUGGCAGAGACAGUACAUGUGCUUCCAACUAGGAUGUAACAUCUCUCCAAGAACAACCAACAUGCUACAAAAUAGUGAGAGGGCUCUGAGCAUCACAACACGCAGCUGGGACUUUACAGGAAGAGGUCCUAUGAAACCUCUUAUCCUGGAUUACUAUUACAUGACAGCAGUUGGCAGAUUAGCUUGAGAACUAGGUGAAGACAUGGAACUACUAAAAACAUUUCUGCCUAGCCUCUCACAAGUGAGAACUCUUGGAGGGCACACUGCACAUUUAUUUCAAGGUUGGUGUCCCCAUGGGUCAAUUCUGCAAGAACAGUAUUCCUCCAGUGUUGAGACGCUUCUGCCUUUAUGCAAAGUCCCUACUGUUAUAGCUAGCUACUCAGACAUGCUGCUGAGUCAAAUAAACACAGUGUCUCCUCUAGGUCAGCAGCAUAAAGCUGCCAAUAAACAAACAAGGCCUGAACUUGAAUCCCUUCCAAAAUCUGCAUGUUCCCUUUCCAAAGAAGACUUCAAGCCCAGAUAUUUGGAUUUACAUACAGUACAGGAAAAUCCAGCUACUCUGAGUAAGCCAGGCUUAUCACUGGUAAGGAGUGAGGAAAGUAGAAUUUUGUUGCAUGACCCUUGGCAUCAAGAAGCAUGUCAGCCUGCAUGGAGAGCUCCUGAGUGCCAAACAGCACUGCUGCAGCUGCAGCAUUCCUUCUCUAAGAGAGCAACUCAUAAAUGUUGUCAUGACUCCAUAAGAGGGGAGACAAAAGACCUCAGAGAUCUGUCCCAUUAA